CAGGCGCUGGCUGGGGAGGGCACCCGCCGAGCUCCUAGCCCCUUCCUUACGCCUCUGCCCUAGGCCAUGGCUCCAGGCCCAGGCCUCCCUGCCUCUCUGGCUCUGUGCAGACCCCGAGCCCCGGCGGCGCCCGACGACAGGGCUCCACACUGCGCCGUGCCGGCCACCGUGCUCCUGCUGCUCGCCUACCUGGCUUACCUGGCGCUGGGCACCGGCGUGUUCUGGGUGCUGGAGAGCCCCGCGGCGCGUGACUCCAGCGCGAGGUUCCAGCGCGAGAAAUGGGCGCUGCUUCAGAACUUCACGUGUCUGGAUGGCCCGGCGCUGGACUCGUUGAUCCGGGGCAUCGUCCAAGCGUACCAAAGCGGGGACAUCGUCCUUGGCAACACCACCAGCAUGGGGCGCUGGGAGCUCGUGGGCUCCUUCUUCUUUUCUGUGUCCACAGUCACCACGAUUGGCUACGGCAACCUGAGCCCCCAUACGAUGGCCGCCCGCCUCUUCUGCAUCUUCUUUGCUCUUGUGGGGAUCCCGCUCAACCUCGUGGUGCUCAACCGACUGGGGCAUCUCAUGCAGCAGGGAGUGCAUCACUGUGCCCGCAGCCUGGGGGGCGCCUGGCAGGACCCGGCCAAGGCUCGGUGGCUGGCGGGCUCCGGUGCCCUCCUCUCGGGCCUCCUGCUCUUCCUGCUGCUGCCCCCACUGCUCUUCUGCCACAUGGAGGGCUGGAGCUAUGUAGAGAGCUUCUACUUCGCCUUCAUCACCCUCAGCACCGUGGGCUUCGGCGACUACGUGAUCGGGAUGGACCCCUCCCGGAGGUACCCGCUGUGGUACAAGAAUACAGUGUCCCUAUGGAUCCUCUUUGGGAUGGCGUGGCUGGCCUUGAUCAUCAAACUCAUCCUCUCCCUGCUGGAGAUCCCGGGGAGAUCAUACUCCUGCUACCACCACAGCUCCAAAGAGAACUUCAAGCCCCAAAGCUGGAGGCAGAGCCCCGAUGGGGAGGCAGAACCCCGUUUGCCACAGUCAGGCUGCUGUCCAGAGGGGCCUGUGAGAAUCAUGCAGCAUCCAGAACCCUCUACUCAGGUCUCAUGUUGUGGAAAAGGCAACUAGUUAUAUUCCCGUAUGCAUUCCAUCUUCCUCAGUAACGAGCCCUGGCUUUAAGCUUGGCACAUAACCACCCAGACUAAAGACUACUUUUUUAUCUUCCCUUGAGGCUAUUUACAGCUAUAUGGUUAAAUUCAGCCCAAUUGAAUACACGGAGAAGAAUCCUGUGGGACUUAUGACUGACUUUUUGUGGCAGGUAGUGUGCUCCUCUUCACUACUUCCUUUUUCUAGCUGGCUGCAAUACUGAUAUAGUGGCGGGAGCUCUGGCAACCAUAUUGCACCAUGAGGUAGAAGCCAUGUUUGAGAUCGGUGACACAGUAAGACAGGAAGAGCCUGGGUUCCUGAUGGUUGAAGAGCUUCCAUAACAAUCUGAACCGAAUACCUUCAGACUUCAUUUGUGUGAGUGAAAAAUAAAUGUCAA
Molecule: messenger RNA, 1516 nt
Organism: Panthera uncia (snow leopard)
Lineage: Eukaryota; Metazoa; Chordata; Mammalia; Carnivora; Felidae
Gene: KCNK17
Product: potassium two pore domain channel subfamily K member 17
Exons: 5
Coding region: 67-1101 (344 amino acids)
Biological process (GO): stabilization of membrane potential; potassium ion transmembrane transport
Cellular component (GO): membrane
Molecular function (GO): potassium ion leak channel activity
Source: RefSeq, a predicted model, not a curated record